AUGGCCGUGGCCAGCGGGAUGGAGUACCUGCAUGACAGGGGAAUCUUUCACGGUCUCCUCAACAGCAAGAACGUGGCUAUCAUAUUCGAUGAGGGCAAGAAUCCCUCCGGCACCUGGAACCUCUGCAGGGUGGCCGUGACAGACUACGGCCUCCCUUUCCUGAGGAGGAACUUCGAGCUAAUGCCGGAUGUACAGGCGCGCCAUGCAGCGUGGCUGCCGCCAGAGGUUUUGCUGGGUGACGAGGCGAAGAUGGAAGGAGACUCGUGGAGCUACGGCAUCAUCCUUUGGGAGCUCCUAACGGGUUUCGUGCCAUGGCCCGGCAAGGCAAGGGACGACUUGACGGCGCUGGCAAGGAAAGGGCAGCUGAUCCUUCCCUUGUCUCUUCAGGACAACUAUGAGCAGCCUCCUGGGUACUGUGAGGUGAUGAAUGACUGCAUGCGGCGAGAGACGCAGGAUCGUCCGAGCAUGCGAAGGGUUCUCGAGAGAUUCAGGGACUUGUCGAGGAGUUGGGGAGGAGACUAUCUUCCUGGUUAA
Messenger RNA from Guillardia theta CCMP2712, 534 nucleotides. RefSeq lists its product as hypothetical. The transcript has a single exon. The record is from RefSeq and is a predicted model, not a curated record. Gene Ontology annotation, cellular component: cytoplasm. Lineage: Eukaryota; Cryptophyceae; Pyrenomonadales; Geminigeraceae. The coding region runs from base 1 to 534 and encodes 177 amino acids. Gene Ontology annotation, biological process: signal transduction; protein phosphorylation. Gene Ontology annotation, molecular function: ATP binding; protein kinase activity.